ACGAGACGCUGAUGUGCCACACACCCACUGACUGAGGAAGGCGUAGAUGAAACGCUAUCACCUCCCUCCUUUGAGCUGUCAGUUGACAGCGCAACACCGAGCCGGAAGCAUCGUAGGAAAUAACACAGAUUUGAUACACCGUAGAUUUUAGAUUUCUCCUCUUUGUCACUGCAAUAACAGUUGGGACACUAGCAUAUUUUGGGGCUGACCAACGAACGCGUAAGAAACAGAAAAUAUAAAAGGACUGACUAGCUUUCUAGUUUAGCAAGCUAUCGUUAGCUUUGGCCAGUGCAGCCGCUGCUCUGCAACAGCUAGCUAAGGACGGAGUGUGUAGUAGGCAGGCGAGCUCCGUUGGAAUCUAAAACCUAAGGCAAAUUGGAGUAUCUAGCUAAUACAGAAAAUACUACAGUUGUUUUUGAUUGCUCGCUAGCUAAAUGCAGAGUGUAGGUGAUCAUUGAGAGGCUACUCUCCCAGCUCCAUAACGAACUGUCACAGACUGGGUGAUAUCCAGCCAAUUGCCACUAAAGAUGGCUACAGCGAGCAGCAUUGCCGCAUCUAUUGCGAGCAAGACGAAGAAGAAACACUUCGUGGCUCAAAAAGUGAAGCUUUUCCGAGCCAGCGACCCUCUGCUCAGCGUCCUCAUGUGGGGAGUCAACCAUUCGAUCAAUGAGUUGAGCCAUGUUCAGAUCCCCAUCAUGUUGAUGCCUGAUGACUUCAAGGCCUACUCCAAGAUUAAGGUGGACAAUCACCUCUUCAACAAGGAGAACAUGCCGAGCCAUUUCAAGUUUAAGGAGUACUGUCCUCUGGUGUUCCGCAACCUCAGAGAGAGGUUUGGCAUCGAUGACCAGGAUUUCCAGAAUUCCCUGACCCGUGCGGCUCCGUUGAACAGUGAUGCUCAGGGUCGGACUGGCGCUCGCUUUCACACCACCUACGACAAACACUACGUCAUCAAAAUCAUCACCAGCGAGGAUGUGGCUGAGAUGCACAACAUCCUCAAGAAGUACCACCAGUUCAUAGUGGAGUGUCAUGGCAACACGCUGCUGCCUCAGUUCCUGGGGAUGUACCGCCUCACGGUGGACGGAGACGAGACCUACAUGAUCGUCACCAGGAACAUCUUCUCCCACCGCCUCCCCGUCUACAAAAAAUAUGAUCUGAAGGGCUCCACUGUGGCCAGGGAGGCCAGCGACAAGGAGAAGCAGCCACGCCCUCCUGAGGAUGCGCCCCCGCGGCCCAAAUCUAAUGUUCAGCAAAGGCUGCAAACGCUGCGGAUCGCCACGCGCUUUUACUGCGCCAUGAAACACGUAAGAGACGCCAAGGAGCUGCCCACCUACAAGGACAACGACUUCAUCAACGAUGGACAGAAGAUCUGCAUCGACGACGACAACAAGAAGAUGUUCCUGGAGAAGCUACGUAAAGACGUGGAGUUCCUGGCCCAGUUGAAGCUGAUGGACUACAGUCUGCUGGUGGGGAUCCAUGAUGUGGAGCGGGCUGAGCAGGAGGAGGUGGAGAGUGAGGAUAACGAGGGGGACGAUGAGGGGGAGAGUGACGGAGGGAUUGGCACUCCCCCUGACUCCCCCAGUAACACCCUGGACAGCACCAAGCCCCUGUCCCCUGGGGAGUUUGACCCCACCAUAGACGUCUAUGCCAUCAAGAGCAACGAUGGUGCUCCUAGGAAGGAGGUGUACUUCAUGGCGGUCAUUGAUAUUCUGCAGCAUUACGAUGCCAAGAAGAAGGCCGCUCACGCUGCCAAGACCGUCAAACACGGAGCGGGAGCGGAGAUCUCCACGGUGAACCCAGAGCAGUACUCCAAGAGGUUCUACGACUUCAUCACCACUAUUCUCUCAUAGCCCCCGGGAGUGGGGGGGGGGGGGGGGGGGGGGGGGGGGGGGGGCUGGCUGGCUGGCUGAGAGUGGAGGUGGUUUUUUUAUCUCUCUCUCCAUUUCUCCUUUAGCAGGGGUGUCCCUCUGCAGCUAAAACCAUCAUUUGUUUACAUUCAUCUUCUCUGUUGACUUGAUCUCUGUUACGCGGGACCAUAAGGUGUGAUCGGAGAAUAGGUGUAUCUUCUCUUUUGACUUGAUCUCUGUUACGCGGUGUUCUAGUCAGUACUUUUGUAUUUGUUUUGUGUACUUUGGGAAUCUAGUUUUUUUUACACCAUGUCCUCACCCUGCAUUGUUUGUUGCUCUGUAUUCCCCUUUGGGAGGGGGUGGGGUUAGAAUGAGGAAGAACAGGGCUCAGUGAUUGGAUAACAAUAGUGAGGUCACUCUCGGAGUAAAUAGUACAGGUAGAAGUAAACAAGAAGUGCACCUUGAGGCUAGUCCAAACCAUUCACUCGUCUUCAGGAAGUAGGAAGUAUUAGUCCAAUAGGCCAUCGGCCAGACCAUCCAAUUGCCAUUUAGCCCUGCCCAAGCCAAAGCUACCGUCCUAUCUGUCCCUUCAUCCAUCACUCCCUCCAUACGAGAGACGUUAGGAUAAGCUGCGUCUAGUAAGACUGGGAGAUGGUGUGUGUGUGUGUGUUGGUGGUAGUAGUGAGAGCGCUGGCUGGGUACAAGUUAAGAAUAGCGAGGAUGAAGAGAGGAGAAUAGCAGGGUACCUGGAAGGACGGCCAGAGAGGAGAAUAGCAGGGUACCUGGAAGGACGGACAGAGAGGAGAAUAGCAGGGUACCUGGAAGGACGGACAGAGAGGAGAAUAGCAGGGUACCUGGAAGGACGGACAGAGAGUAGACCAGAAAUGUCACGAGGUCUGACUCGUCCAACAGUUUCAUUCAGUUCCAUUAGGCUUUAGAGAUUUACGACAUCAUUGACUGAUCGGGUUUAUGUCAUUCUGGCAGGGUACCAGGAAAGGGUAUUAGGAAGUUGGUGUGUCUGACUUCCUGUGGGACAGGGCAGGGCGAUGGUAUGAUACCUCAUGGACCUUUGAACCUGAAUUGCCAUCAGCACCUUAAACAAAUUGUUGCACUUUUAUGUUAGAGAUAUGAUCUCUCGUUCUGUUACAUGCACCACAACAAAAGCACUGUUUGGAGUUAUCCAACUCAUGCCCAACAUGUCUGAUAGGGGUGUAGGAGGGACUAGAGGUGGGUUUGGGACCAGGCCUGAGUGUAGUGCGCAGCAGAGAACGAGGAGUGGUGCCUUCAGGACAGAUACAGACGGCCUAUUGUUUACCUCUGGUCUCGAACCAGCCUGAACCAGAGUCUUACCCACAUCUGUCUGUGUCAGGGGUCUCCAACCCCGGCCAUGGAGGAGUACUGAGUAUGCAGGCUUUAUUUACUCCUGUCCAGCACUAAUAUACCUGAUUCAGCUUGUUAUGGUCCAGACAGAAGACCUUAAUUAGUUGGUUAUUUGAUUCAGCUUAUUGUGGUCCAGACAAAAGACCUUGAUUAGUUAUUUGAAUUCGGUGUUACAGCAGGGCUGGAACAAAAGCCUUCACGACUAUUAGCGUUCCAGGACUGAGAUGGAGAGCCCUGAGACAGUCAAAGAUCUCUAUACAAGGUUCAGGCCUGAGUCGGCUGUGUGUCCGUGUUUCGUGAGAGGAAAGGAAAGGAAGGGGCUGGGUUGUAGGAAAAUCGACUUUUGUUAUUUAAGUGGUGAUGUCAUGCCAACCUGUCAGCCUCUCCUUUUAACCUUGUUGUCUGCCUGUUAUUCAGACUUUUGUUGCGUCGUUGUUGAAAGGUUGUUUUAUCUCAGAUUGAGUUUCGCCGGGUUUGAAUUGAGGUGGUACAUUUUUAUAUUUUGCACAGAUACUAAAAGUAACCAAAUGUUAUGCAUAUGAUCCUGACUGGGUGACGUGGUUUUAACAAGGGAAACGACUGGGUGACGUGGUUUUAACAAGGGAAACGACUGGGUGACGUGGUUUUAACAAGGGAAACGACUGGGUGACGUGGUUUUAACAAGGGAAACGACUGGGUGACGUGGUUUUAACAAGGGAAACGACUGGGUGAUGUGGUUUUAACAAGGGAAACGACUGGGUGAUGUGGUUUUAACAAGGGAAACGACUGGGUGACGUGGUUUUAACAAGGGAAACGACUGGGUGACGUGGUUUUAACAAGGGAAACGACUGGGUGACGUGGUUUUAACAAGGGAAACGACUGGGUGACGUGGUUUUAACAAGGGAAACGACUGGGUGACGUGGUUUUAACAAGGGAAAAGACUGGGUGACGUUUUAACAAGGGAAACGGCUGGGUGACGUGGUUUUAACAAGGGAAACGGCUGGGUGACGUGGUUUUAAUGGGUGACAUAAUAUCAUUAUACCUGUUCCAGAGAUAGAUAGAUAUAUCUCUAUAUAGCUCUGACUUGUACCAGAGAAGAAUCUGUCUGGUGUUGUACCUGUGAUGGGUAGCCUACUAAACCAGUGAAGUCAUCCUUCUCGACUGUUCUAACCCAAGAAAAAUAAAUAUAUAUUAUGGUUUGUUUUAGACGCAUAGAUUCUAUUCACAUAUAUUUUUACGUUGCAUUUUAGUCAUGAAAUAUAAUUGUAUUUUAAAGCAACACUGUUUGAGUUAAUGACAGUGUUGUGUUAUAUGAAGAAUGCUACUGCUUGUAUGUACUGUAAAAACAGAACCAAUACAUGUUGCAGGAACACACUUUCUCCCUCCUGUGUCUUGGCUGUUUAGAUCCAUUGUUACUCUCCUAGUCUUAAUAACCCCAUCAGGCUCUCCUUACCAAGCUUUAAACUGUCUUUUCAUCAUAUACACUGUGUAAGAGGUGUGCCUUUAUACUCCAAAUGAUUUCAUUUGUCUUUUUUAAUGUCUUUUGGUUUUUUUACAAAGGUCAAAUGUUAUUUUAACAGGGUUUUAUUUUCAGCGGUUUCCCUUCCUGUGUAGUAGGUGUUUUCAAUAUAUUAUUGUUGAG
Messenger RNA from Oncorhynchus mykiss (rainbow trout), 4845 nucleotides. Its product is annotated as phosphatidylinositol 5-phosphate 4-kinase type-2 alpha. Gene Ontology annotation, molecular function: 1-phosphatidylinositol-4-phosphate 5-kinase activity; 1-phosphatidylinositol-5-phosphate 4-kinase activity. Gene Ontology annotation, biological process: phosphatidylinositol phosphate biosynthetic process. Lineage: Eukaryota; Metazoa; Chordata; Actinopteri; Salmoniformes; Salmonidae. Gene Ontology annotation, cellular component: plasma membrane. The record is from RefSeq and is a predicted model, not a curated record.